Messenger RNA from Myotis davidii, 2385 nucleotides. RefSeq names its product decapping mRNA 1B (gene DCP1B). The transcript has 8 exons. Gene Ontology annotation, cellular component: P-body. Gene Ontology annotation, biological process: deadenylation-dependent decapping of nuclear-transcribed mRNA; deadenylation-independent decapping of nuclear-transcribed mRNA; positive regulation of catalytic activity. Gene Ontology annotation, molecular function: mRNA binding; enzyme activator activity. Lineage: Eukaryota; Metazoa; Chordata; Mammalia; Chiroptera; Vespertilionidae. The record is from RefSeq and is a predicted model, not a curated record. The coding region runs from base 70 to 1674 and encodes 534 amino acids.
AAGACCGAUGUGGAAGGAACCUUAUUUGUUUACACAAGGUCUGCUUCUCCAAAGUAUGGGUUCACCAUUAUGAAUAGGCUGAGCAUGGACAAUAGGACAGAACCCAUUACUAAAGACCUGGAUUUCCAGCUCCAGGACCCUUUCCUUCUCUACAGAAAUGCCAGAUUGUCCAUUUAUGGAAUUUGGUUUUAUGAUAAGGAAGAAUGCCAAAGAAUUGCAGAACUUAUGAAAAACCUAACUCAGUAUGAACAAUUGAGAGCCCAUCAAGAAGCUGGAGCAGGAAUCUCCCCAAUGAUCCUCAGUUCAGGAGAGGGGAAGGAAGUAGAUAUCUUACGAAUGCUUACCAAGGCCAAAGAUGAAUAUACAAAGUGUAAAACCUGUUCCGAGCCAAAACAGAUAACCAGCUCAUCUGCCAUUUAUGACAACCCCCAUCUCAUCAAACCCAUUCCCGUGAAGCCCAGGGAAAACCAGCGGCAGCGCGCACCUCCGCCCGGCCAGACCUUAGACCCUGAACCCCAACACUUGUCCUUGACAGCACUCUUUGGGAAGCAGGACAGAGCUACAUGUCAGGAAACUGUGGGGCCUGCACAGACCCUCCGCCAGCAGCAGCAAGAGAAACCUCCAAUCCGGCAGGGGGUUAUCCGUUCCCUGUCCUAUGAGGAACCCAAAGGACACUCACCUCCCAUCGAGAAGCAGCUAUGUCCAGCCAUUCAGAAACUCCUGGUCCGGAGUGCAGACCUCCACCCACUGUCAGAGCUGCCUGAAAACCAGCCCUACAAAAACAGCAGUGAGGCUCCUGCAGGGGAGGAUUUUACUGGACCCGUCCUCCUGGGGUCUCCCCAGAGCUUUGGGGCAUCCCAUCAAGGCCAUGGUGCUCCCAGAACUCAGAACCUGCUGGAGAAGCUCCAGAGCACCCCAGGGGCAGUGAACAAGUAUGACCCUAGUGCACCAUCACCUGCCGGUCCCGCAGCCCUGAGUUUCACAGCCCUCCCUGCUGCCACCCCUGCAGCUCCAGGAAAGCCGGUGGCUCAGCCGCCACUGGUACAUUUCAAUGGCUCCCUUCCACCUCAGGCACUAGGACAUCAGGCUCAUGAAAAAGAUCAGUCCGCGUGCCCAAGACAAAUGCUCGCCCUUUCUGGCAAUCAGACUAGUGGUUCUGGAGUGAUCUCCCCUCAAGAGUUACUGCAAAAGCUUCAGCUUGUGCAGCAGGAGCAGCAGCUGCACAUGUCCAACCGGCCGGCCUUGGCGGCGAAGUUUCCUGUGCUAACUCAGAGCUCUGGAGCCGGGAAGCCCUGGGGACCCUGGGUUGACAAGACAUCCAGCUCGGAAAAGCAGACUCCCCUUUUCCAGGUCAUCUCACCUCAGUGCAUCCGUGCUACCGGUGCUCCUUCUCUGCUCAUGUCCCCCAUGGUGUUCACACAACCCACAUGUAGCCCAUCAAAGGAGAGGGACCGUGGGCUCUUGUCCCUGGGAAGCCAGGAACCAGCUGCCGCCUCCACCAGCCUCUUCCUGCCUCUGCAGAGCCCAGCGCACUCUGUACUCAGCCCACUUACCAAGCUGCAGCUUCAGGAAGCACUGCUGUUCCUCAUUCAGAAUGACGACAACUUCUUAAAUAUAAUCUACGAAGCUUAUCUCUUCAACAUGACACAAGCAACCAUGAAAAAGACUAUGUGAAAGCAAACAUCUAAGAACUGAUUCUCAAGGUCCUUUAGCUCAAGGUUUUUUCCUGUUAAGUGUUGUUACCCUAAAUGUUUCUGCCUUUUUAUAAAAAAAAAAAAAAGUAUGUGUAAUAUGAAGUAAAAUCUUUCCAACUUUUUUUCAGUCAAGCUUUAAAAAAAAAUUAAAAAUACAUGCUUCAGUACACCUGGCACCAAGAAUUGAGUGGAUAGAAAGAGUGCUUAGCUCAUGUCACACAGUAAAUGCCAAGCUUAAGUAUUUCUUUUCUUACUAUGGGCCAUUUUUAGAAGAAUUAGCCUCUCCAUAGGGUGGGCUGUUCUGGAAACGUGGUUUCUUUUUUAAUAGUUCUGGCUAUACUGUGAACAGAGAGAAUGUGUGAUGUUCCCAUUGCUGAGCUCCGCGCUGCAGUGUGUGCCCACCACUAGGUGGCAGUGUCCCCCCGCGGACUGACCCGCACAGCUCUUACCCAGCCUUUGGAAGCAAUGCUGGUUUGCUUGUACCAAACAAAAUAAACCGUUCUUCUGUAAAAGUCCAAUUGGCAUGUUUUCCCUGGGCCUUUGAAGGGAAAUUAUUCCUAAAGAUAUUAUAGCUAUUUUCUAGAGGACUGUUGUUCUCUAGGAGUCCACAAACAGCCCAGGUUUCUAGUAACAUCUCAUUUAUCCCAGCUCAUGCUAUUUCUUUUGGACCCAACCAGCAGGGUAUGCCUAC